Molecule: messenger RNA, 1480 nt
Organism: Oreochromis niloticus (Nile tilapia)
Lineage: Eukaryota; Metazoa; Chordata; Actinopteri; Cichliformes; Cichlidae
Gene: tmem150c
Product: transmembrane protein 150C
Exons: 8
Coding region: 332-1057 (241 amino acids)
Cellular component (GO): plasma membrane
Source: RefSeq, a predicted model, not a curated record
CAUUACAAUGUCACGAAACUAAUAUUAAAUUAAUCGAGCCUGCCGUUUUCCAGCUUUUACUCUUUAUUGCGUCGACUGCAGAUCAGUGACAAGUAGCGUACAGAACGGAGCUGGGCAAGUGGCUCCUCCUACUUUGCGCGCUCUCGUGGAUGGGGAAACAAUUUUUGACGGGGGUAACUACUUUGGCACAACACCGGGACUGCCAGCGGACUGUGAACGCGAUAUACCUGCAGGACCAUCAAGUCCGCUCCUCGGUGCGCUGUUUGGGGGAUUAUCCGCCACAGAGACAGACUAACACAGCAUCUUCAUCUGUGGACUGAGAGAGGACAAGAUGCUGAAUUUCAGCCUGUGGGCUCUUCUGCCUCCCAUCUACUCUGUUUGUACUGCUACUGGACUGUGGACGGUGUACUUCAUAGCUGUUUACAAUAAGAACAUAACACCGCUGGGUUCAGAAUACAGGAGAAGAAAUGGCUCCCUUUAUCCUCCCUACAUCAGUAUUGCAGGCAACUUUCCUCCAGCCAGCUGUGUCUUCAGUGAAGUCAUGAACCUAGCAGCAUUUGUAGGGUUUUUUAUUGCCGUUUUCAGAUACCUGCAGCUGAAGGGCAAAAUUGACAAACCUUGGCUGAACAUUUCUAGUUUGGUGGUUUUUUCUAUUAGCUCCUUUGGAAUGACCAUUGUAGGAAAUUUUCAGGUAUUCACUGAGGAAAACAUUCACAACAUUGGCACCAUUAUGGUGUUUGGACUGGGAACCUUGUUCUGCUGGCUGCAGUCCUAUAUCACCCUGAGAGUUAACCUGAAGAAUGAGGGGAAGAUGGCUGCCAUCGCUCGAUUCCUGUUGUCUGGAUCCAUCACUCUUUGCAUGAUACUUUACUUCUCCCUGAUGUCUCAACGCCUUCACAUGCAUGCAAGUCGAUGCCAGUGGGUGCUCGUCAUGAUCUUGCUCAUCUUCAUCAGCACUUUUGCCAUCGAGUUUCGUCACAGCAGCUUCAGUAUUCUGUGCACAGACAGACCAGGGUAUCCCUUCCGUUGCUCAGAAACCUCUGAAGUGCCCAUGUAGCUGCUCAGUGAGCUGUAGGGUGUUACACAGGCUCAUGUUUAAGGUCUGAUGUUGUAUUUACAAGUACAUACUUAUUACUCAGUUACAGCUCUCUUUCAGGGGCGGAUCUAGAGAAAGUUUCUUAGAGUGGCAUGAGGGUGAAAUCAAAUGGGGUGGCAAAAUUACACGUUACAUUCUGUAAUCUGCUUUAUAUAUGGUUAAAAUACAUCAAAUGCAGUAAGUACACACGUUUCAUAUAAAUAUACUUUGUAACGUUCUUAUUUUCUUUAACCUACAUAAUUAAAAAUUUUAGUUACGUAAAACAUGACCGUGGCUCAGGGGGUUGGGAAGCGCACCUGUCGCCGGUUCGAUCCCCGGCCUUUCUGUCCUGGUCGUUGUGUCCUUGGGCAAGACACUUUACCCUACCGCCUACUGGUGUGGCCA